AAGUGUUGUCUGAAACGGUUUAAUACGGAAAUACUUACAUAUCAUAAACAUUAUGAUUACAGCAUGAUGAUACGAACAUUAGAUUUAUAAUUCGGACAAUAGUGUUAUAAUUACUGCCUUUACAUGUGUGGAUUUUAGCGGACAUAACCUAGUGAUCAAUAUACAAACAUGAAAGAGAGUCGCCAUGAAAGUAAAGCAAAAUUUCUUUUCAGAACUUUAUUUAUACUAUACAAAAUAAUAGUAAUUUUUUUCUGACAUUCAAAAAAAUAUUGUAGCGAUGCCCUCUGUGUUUAGCGACAAGCAGGAAGAACAAAACUAUAUUCGACUUAACUUAAUGGUUGUCAAAUUUUCAACCUUUGUUCUAAAAGCUAGGUUUGAUCACGCUGUUCUGCCAGGUUUGCAACUUUGUCAACAUUUGAAUAAAUAUAUAACAGUUAUUAAAAAAGCAAAGCACAGGAGAAUAAUAUGCCAGAAGCAAUACGAUUUCCUUUUUCCUCAACAUUCUCCACCGACUUCUGAGAACUUCGAUAUCACUUUGUUAGUAUAUUUGCUUAGGCAUACUUGUGGACUUGAUAGUAAAUGUAAGUGGUGGACAGAGAAAGACAACAUCAAUAUACCCGACACGGAAGUAGGAGAAAUUGCUGAUAUUGUAAGGAUACGAAACAUUCGAAACGAGAUAUCUCACCUUCAAAAGGCAAUUGUUAAUCAAAAGGAUUUUGAAGAAAAUUGGGACAUCGCAGAAAGGGCUAUGCUGCGACUAGGAAAGAUUUGUCAUUUACCUAGCUUAACAAACGAACUAGAUACAGUAAAAAAUCAACCUUUCGAGACCGUAAAGGAAACGAUAAUCGUAAUAAUGCAAUCACAUGGGUUUGGUGAAGAUUACGGAUAUUUUGAUGCCGAUGAAGAAGUAAAUGAUGACAUUGAAGAGCAGGAAUUAGAACGAUAUCUGCAAGAUGACGAAGGGGUAAUUGAACGAGAUAUCGAUGAGGAAGAAGAAUGGGAACGUUAUAACCAAGAUGUCGAACAAGAAUUGGAACAAAUUCACGAAGAUGACGAAGAAGAAUGUGCACAAGCUCAUCUAGAUGAUGAACAAGAGUGGGAACGGUCCCAGCAAGAUUGCGAACAAGAAUCGGAACAAGAUCAUCAAGAUGACGAAGAAGAAUUGGAACGAGAUCAUCUAGAUGAUGAACAGGAAUGGGAAAGAUAUCAACAAGAUAACGAAGGGGAAAUUGAGCCAGAUUUUGAUGAGGAAGAAUGGGAACGGUACAAGGAAACUUGCGAACAAGAAUCGGAACAAGAUCAUCAAGUUGAUGAAGAAGAACUAGAACGAGAUCAUUUAGAUGAUGAACAAGAAUGGGAAAGAUAUCAACAAGAAAACGAAGGGGAAAUUGAGCCAGAUUUUGAUGAGGACGAAUGGGAACGGUACAGGCAAACUUCCGAACAAGAAUCGGAUCAAGAUCAUCAAGUUGACGAAGAAGAACGUGAACGAGAUCAUCUAGAUGAUGAACAAGAAUGGGAAAGAUAUCAACAAGAAAACGAAGAGGAAAUUGAGCCAGAUUUUGAUGAGGACGAAUGGGAACGGUACAGGCAAACUUGCGAACAAGAAUCGGAUCAAGAUCAUCAAGUUGACGAAGAAGAACGUGAACGAGAUCAUCUAGAUGAUGAACAAGAAUGGGAAAGAUAUCAACAAGAUAACGAAGGGGAAAUUGAGCCAGAUUUUGAUGAGGACGAAUGGGAACGGUACAGGCAAACUUGCGAACAAGAAUCGGAUCAAGAUCAUCAAGUUGACGAAGAAGAACGUGAACGAGAUCAUCUAGAUGAUGAACAAGAAUGGGAAAGAUAUCAACAAGAUAACGAAGGGGAAAUUGAGCCAGAUUUUGAUGAGGACGAAUGGGAACGGUACAGGCAAACUUGCGAACAAGAAUCGGAUCAAGAUCAUUAA
This is a messenger RNA of Ruditapes philippinarum (Manila clam), 1942 nucleotides long. Its product is annotated as golgin subfamily A member 6-like protein 24. Lineage: Eukaryota; Metazoa; Mollusca; Bivalvia; Venerida; Veneridae. The transcript has 3 exons. The coding region runs from base 278 to 1942 and encodes 554 amino acids. The record is from RefSeq and is a predicted model, not a curated record.